Messenger RNA from Daldinia childiae, 690 nucleotides. Its product is annotated as putative aaa family atpase protein. NCBI's taxonomy places the organism in Eukaryota, Fungi, Ascomycota, Sordariomycetes, Xylariales, Hypoxylaceae. Bases 1 to 690 code for a protein of 229 amino acids. The transcript is spliced from 4 exons. The record is from RefSeq and is a predicted model, not a curated record.
AUGGCAGAACAGGGGCAUACUGACGAGGCCGACGAUGUACAUGUAAGACUUGUCCGUGGAAGGGAAGCGUUGGCUGCUCGCCCCUAUCUCUGGAUGGGUUUCGAACCUUGCUCUCAGAGAGACCUUGAUCUUUUCAGCUGCGGUCCCGUCGAUUUUAUCGGAUACGACCACACAAGCUACCUCCGCAAGAUCACUACCGCUUCGAUGGAGAUGAGAGUCAAGUCUGGCAAGAGACUGUUCGUCACGAAUGAAGAACAAUUGAGACGCAAUGAAGAACGACCUGGAGGUUUCUUCUUGGCCGCUAGGCAUCGCCAAAGGGAACUCCACGUCAAGGUCGACAUCCCGAAAGACAAACGAGACACGUUCAACGCCACUACUGGUUUCCUCAGGUCCUUCUGGAACAAGUUCAAGUUCCUCCAGGGACCGCCCGAGAGCCAUUCGGCCCACACAUGGGAUGCCAUGAUCAUCUAUGAUUGCACCGUCACCCCGGAAGGUACUCUCCAAGGUUGCCUCCAGAUCGCCACGCGCAAAUGGGAUAUUCUUCUCAUGAAGGUGGCUGACGAUUACGAGUACCCUUGGCUCGUCGCCGCAAUCAAUGACUCUGGUGCCUAUACCGAUUUGCGUCAUGACCCUUUUGACAUACGACAACGGACUGCACUGGAGUUCUUUAACGGCGUCAAAACAUUCUAA